Messenger RNA from Stegodyphus dumicola, 851 nucleotides. RefSeq lists its product as uncharacterized. NCBI's taxonomy places the organism in Eukaryota, Metazoa, Arthropoda, Arachnida, Araneae, Eresidae. The record is from RefSeq and is a predicted model, not a curated record.
GCCUGCUACGGUUUAGGUUUCGGUACUCAACAGUUUUCUCAACCUUUUCGGUUCGUCUGCUCUUCAGCUGUUCCUACCUUUCUCGGUGUUAUCAUGAAGUGCUUUGUUCUAGCUGUCCUUUGCUUCGCUGCAGUGGCAAUUGCACAGGAAGUACCGCAAGUAAAUUGGGGAAAAUGCCCAGAGCUGGAGCCAACUGCCGAAGAACAAAAAUCAAAAGGCGAAGUGAUCCAGCAGUGCCUGGAGAAGAACCCUCCUCCAGCUGAAGGUGCUAGCCUCACUCAGGAACAAAUUGAUGCUCAUCGGGAAACUAUCACUACCUGUGCUUUGAAGACUGAAGGAUGGUUUGGUGCUGACAACAAAUACAACUACCAGAGAGCCAGAAAAGAAAUCCAAAGCAAGAACUUGAAACCUGAAGCUGAAAUCUUGGCUAAACAUGAUGAAUGCAGCAAGGAAGCAAAGGAAAACUUCCCUGACAACAACAUUCCUCAAGUUCAGCUCUACCAAGCUUGCAUGGACUUUCAUAUCACAAAGAUCUGUGAAAUCAAGAUCACUCCUCCAGCAACUGAAGCACCUGCAGCAGCAUCUGCUUAAGUUAAGCUUCUUCUGCUCCAGUUGAUAUCUAAGCACUUCCAGCUCAGAGUGCUCAGAGUAAUCAAAUAUCAAAAUUUGUGAUAAAACAAAAAACAAAUCAUGUACUUUCAAGAAAAGAUUCGAUGAUGUGAAUCAGAUGAAUCCAAGUUUUUAGUUUUGUAAAAAAUUCUCAUCUGAAAAUGUAUAUUGUGUAGAGAAACUUUCAUAGUACUUUUAAGCUGGAGAAUUUUGUGAUGUAAUAAACUGUUCUAUGUUUUUAA